CAGUUUGGAAUGGUUCAGAAUUGUCGUAUAGCUCAGUGGCGCGAAAACAACUUGACGUACAAACAAUAACAAUUUUUCAAAAAAUGUACAACUCUGUCAGAAAAUAUAAAGAUUUAUUCCGAUAUCUCUUUAGUUAAUAUAUAGACGAGAAGAAGUUGCUCAUUUAAAGAGAAAGAACUUUAAAUAAUGGCAUCAAAAAGAAAACCUUUGGAUGAUGCCCGCAAGAGAGUAAAGGAGAAGUUGAAUGCAAUUGAUGAACAAAAAGAAUUUAUUCAAAAUUCUGUUCACCAACUUACCAAUGGGGUAAAACUUGCUGCUAACAGCUUAUUGACAGAGUGCAACAAGACAAAGUUCUUCCAGAAAUAUCGAGCUGUUAGUCAAGAACUUGAGAAAUGUCUUGAUGACUUGUUGUUGAUUAGUGCUACUAUAUCAUCUCUUGAAGAAGAUGAUGAGAAUAGUGGUGAAUCUGAGGAAGAUGACAAACCACCAGACGACCACCCACUCACCUCAUGUCAUGAAGGAGAAGAUUCAGUCAAAAAUAUUUCAAAGCCAAAACAUGAAGAAACCUUUUACAAAUCCCCCGGAUCUGGUGAUACAGAAAUAAAAAGCUGUUUUUCUGCUGUCUCACAAGAGAAAGAAACUGAUAUGGGCCAUGGAAAUGAAUCCACAUUUAAAAGAACAAAAGAUUUUACAUUCAGUAAAGAAAGUGAAAUGAAAGAUCUGAUUGAUUUUGAACAAAAAACUUUUGAAAACUGCAAGAAUGAGGCAGUUUCCCCAACUUCCUACUCUUCACCGAGUGGACAAUCUGAUACUUUGUCAACAUCAGAGCAAACUGAGAAAUAUGGGAUCCCAAGUGAUACUUCACUGUCAAUAGCAGAAUGUGAUGACAUCAGGGAACAUGUUGCUGAAGCAUUUGAUUUAGUACACUUCGAUCAGGAUCAAACAUCAACAUCCACAACUUCGCAGUUUUCAACUGACGUUUUGCAGAUUAAGAAAUUUGUAGUAAAUGAUGGUGCAGAAUAUUCUGGAACACAAGACAUUAACCAACCAAGAUUGUGCAACUCCCUGAGUUCUACAACUUAUGUAAAUGAUCCAUGUUUGCCCAGUUCGUUAUUGAAUACGUCCAAGGAAACUGUCGAAAACAGUUCAAGACGAGACAGCUCAGUUGAGGAAAAUAAGAUGGUACCUGACCUUUCCAGCGAAAAUAUGUUCGUUGAAUUUGCGGAUUUGCCGAAAUGCAGUUCACCGACUACAGUGCGCUUGCAACCAAUUGGUUUCUGUGAAUAUAAGUCACAAGAAAUUAUGGAUGGUGUUGAGACGGCAAUGAAAAACGCCAACACAAAAAUGACAGUCGAUGAAAGUGAAAACAACGAAAUCAAAUUUGACCGAAGCGACAAAGCUAAAAUCACAGACACGGAAGAAUCUAAAAUCGUGACUGACUUGAACGGAAAAAUAUCGGCGACAAUAAAUGAUUCCUGCAAAUCCGAACCAAGUAUUGAAACACACAAGAAUAACGAGCUGCCAUUAUUGACGGAAAAAACAGCAACAAAUGCAAUGCAGGAAUCUCUGGUAACGUCAAAUAGAUAUAAGUCUGAUGAUGAACCUGUUGAUGAACCAGUAUCGAGUCAGGAAUCUGAGAGUUCUGCUUCUACGCAUGAUAAAGUGCAGCACGAGGUUACCUCUCCGGUAUCGGUAUCCGCUGGUGACGUUUUGGAAGGGGUUUUAAGAGAGAAACCAACGUGUGAAAUAUCAGAAAUAAAAGGUUUACAAAUUCCUGCGUUUGAAAUCCAAGCAGGAAGUUGUAUUGAAGUCACUGUGAAGGAGGUAAUCAGUCCACGUGAUUUUUGGAUCCAAAAAGCAAACGAUGAUUUAGACCUGCUCAUGGAAAAAAUGUGUUACUAUUUCUCAAAGCGAGCGAAGUCUGGGGACAAGGGUGGACUCAAGGAGGCUCCACUUGUAGGUCACGUGUGUUGUGGCAGAUACACAGUGGACAAUGUGUGGUAUCGAGCAUUGGUGACAGCAGUUUCUCAAGAGAACUGCGUGACUGUCUUAUAUGUUGAUGAAGGUAACAGCGAGACUUUGCCGUUGUCAAGGUUACGGGAAUUAGAUGAAAAAUUCGCUGGAUUGCCAUGCCAAGCAUUGCGCGUUCAGUUGAAAGGCCUGGAGCUGAGCGAAGAUAUUACUCUUUGCGAGGUAAACGACUGGUUUAAACGUCGCGUGUCAGGUGAAACACUCGAAGCGGUCUUAUGCGAGAACGAGGCUGAUGUAAAACCUGUUCCUUUGGAUCUCUAUAUUUUCCCCCCUAACCGCUCGGCAAGUGACGUUAAUUAUCAAAAAAUUGAAUGCAGCAUCCUUGAAAUGCUUAUACGUCAAGGUUUCGCCAUUCGCGCCUCGUCAGUUGCGAGUCCUGGGACUAGCGAUGAUAUUGGUCCCCCUUCAUCUCCUAGCGACCAAGGCAUUAAAUCUGAAAGCGUUCGUAGUUCAUCAUUGACCAGCGGUUUUCAUGAUACGCCAUCACCAACAUUUGAUGACUCCCAUAGUGAAAGCUCUCCUAGUAUUUCUAAGAAUGGCGUGAUAUGUCGUGUACCACCUCCUCAUAUUCCAGUUGACUCUGACGGAUCACUCUAUAUGUUAGUCUCUCAUAUUGUCAGCCCGGAAGAGUUCUAUGUCCAUAUUAUUUCAAAUGAAGCUGGAAUGUUGGAUGAUCUUAUGACAGACAUGAAUCAAACCUAUCAAGAUCUGGAAUCUAAAGACUCUGACAUUUUCUCGCCUUGUGUUGGGGAUUUUUGUUGCGCCAGGUUUUCAGCAGAUGGGAACUGGUACCGAGGCCUUGUUCUACAGGUCCGUUGCUUCGGGGACUCUAGCGAGAAAGUUACAACAGUUGAAGUAUUCUAUAUUGACUUUGGUAAUAUCGAGCAAGUUACUGUUGGAGAUGUUAAGGAAUUGCUUCCCCAGUUUAUGUCAAUUCCUGCUCAAGCCAUUCGCUGUUCGUUGGCUGAUGUCAACCCAAGCAUUAAACAAGCUGAUCUGGAUAGUGAUGUCUUCAAGACGGCUUUCACGGCAGAACAAGAUGAAGAUAGCAAGAACAUGCGGUCAAGGCGACGAGUGCGUAGACACAGAAAAAGUCGUUCAAGAGAAAUAACCAUAGCUGCAGGGGACGAGGAUUCCGGGGACGAAAUUCUAACCGGGGAUAUGGACGUACUCGGACUAAUCCCCGAAAUCGAGAGACACAAUCAUAAAGAUCGUCUGCGUUCAUCCAUCUCCGAUGAGAUCGCGAUGAGCUACCAAGAACCUUCGCUAUUUUCCGACACAGCUGUGGAACUCUUUGAGAAAGUAUUAUCAGGCGUAGAGGCGGUAACUCUGAAACCGUCAUGGUCUGAACGUGCUACGGAUUAUUUUAGAUCCCUGACCAAGAAUGCUCGAAAGUUAGUCGGUUAUGUUGUACCUUGGGAUUCAGCAACGUUGAAUAAUAUCACGAAUUAUAGUCGGACUGGGGAAUGCAGUUUGCCUAAUCUCGGACCUGUGUUAAAACUAAAUCUUUAUGAUAUCAGCAAUGAAAAUGAUUGUUUUAUUAACGCAGAGAUGGUUAAAGCGGAGUAUGCUUCGUCUAAUUCGAUCAAGGGCUUUCCAAUAGUUUCUUCAAUUCCCGAUGAGGCGAGCAUCCCUGUAACAGAAAACACAAAUAACGGGUUUGACAGUAAAGCACCAGAUCUGGACGAUAUCCCGGUUGUCAGAGUUCUUCAAAGCGAGCUUUCGUCUUAUGAAACACCCUCAGAUUCAAGGUUAAAGUCGCCUCUUCCGUUAGAUCCCAGUUCCCCAUCUAGUCCAACCAGUCCAACGACACAGUUACUCGACGCAUGGAGUCCAUCGACACACGACUUCAAAUCAUUUCGUAACGCCUACAGUGUUCAGACUGAUAACCUAGACGUCGCAAUUACAGGAUACGAGGAGAAUCGUGGCAAGAUAUGCCGCUUUUAUCACACCAGAUAUGGUUGUUAUCGGGGAAGUACAUGUCCAGAUAAACACAUUGAACAAGAUGUAUCUGAGAAAGUUAUAAUAUACGGCUCUACUGCCAAUCCUCCAAAGUUACCGGAUAUCGGAGCAUGGGUACUAGUUAAGAUUACAGCUAUUUACAAUCCCGCUCAUUUCUGGGUCCAGUUGCCAUUCGGAAUUGAAAAUCUCUCUACUCAAAGAAUCCAAAGUCAAAGUGGCAAAAAAACAUCCGGCGAGGAAAAUUUAAAGGAUUUUAAUAAUCUUAUGAAAGAAAUGAGUGAGUUUUAUUCGAAGAUGUUCAGACGCGAGCGUUCAUUGGUUCCCCCGACUGAGGGUGAACUGGUGGCGUUGAGAUCAGGACAGGAUAACAGGUGGUACAGAGGACAAGUGUGUCAGGAAGGGGUUGAGAAGUAUAAGAUAUUAUUUGUCGAUUACGGAAUCGCGGAUUGGGUGGAUAGAAGCAAUAUCUGUCCCAUAAUGCCUCAGUUUCUUCAUCUGCCGUUCCAAUCUAUCGAAUGCUGCUUGGCAAAUAUCACGCCGAAAUCUGAAAACUGGACAGAGGACUCAAGACAACACUUCAAGUCAUUGGUGGAGGAUAAAGUAUUAGUUUGUCAAAUUUUAUCCAUUGGGAUGAACAAGAAAAUGAUUGUGAACCUCUACGAAUCAGACAAAGGUGACUCUCAGGAUAUCACAGAGCAAAUGAUUGAAUCUGGUUACGCCAAUGAAGCUAAGUGUAAAACACUUAAACCUGUUGAUCUCAAAUCCGUUCAAUCUUCUUUGAACAGUAUCGUUAAUCCAGGCUAAUAAACCCCCAUGCUAGCUGUAUAUUUUAUUUGAAAAUUUACUAAAAAGUUUGUGCAAAAGUUUUAUAGGUCACCCCAGUAAUUUUCACACAGACACUUUAUACUCAAAAGUUUAUAGUUCAUGUGAUGCAUAGAUGAUUCUUGCUUUUUUAGGCGACAAAAAGUAGCAUGAAAAGCCAUAAUAUAUAAGAUAUAGCUACUAUACGUGUGAAUAAGAUAUGUGAAAUUACUGAAAACAGUUAUAGUUUUGUUGUCGUUGACUCGUAGCUUGGCUACAAAAACGAACGAAAAUAGCUUAAAUUCUUUUGGGAGGAAAAAUUAAGUAAAAAGAUUUUAAAUAAAUUGUCAUUG
Molecule: messenger RNA, 5147 nt
Organism: Dendronephthya gigantea
Lineage: Eukaryota; Metazoa; Cnidaria; Anthozoa; Malacalcyonacea; Nephtheidae
Exons: 20
Coding region: 187-4797 (1536 amino acids)
Molecular function (GO): metal ion binding
Source: RefSeq, a predicted model, not a curated record